AUGUCCUCCACAACACCCCAAUCGCUCCCCAGGCCCAUCAAAAUGGCCAUCCUGGACGACUACCAAAACCUCUCCGGCCCCUACUUCACCGACUUCCCCUCAACAGAGCUGCAAAUCGACACCUUCACCGACACGCUCCCCGCGCACGCGACAGACGCCCUCAUCGCGCGGCUGCAGCCCUACACCAUCAUCUCAACAAUGCGCGAGCGCACGCCCUUCCCCGCAUCCCUCGUCCAAGCCCUCCCAAACCUCCGCCUCCUCCUAACCACCGGCCUCCGCAACAACAGCCUCGACCUCCCCGCCUUCGCCGCCGCCAACAUCCCCGUCGCCGGGACACCCUCGGACGUCCCCGCAGCCGACUCCUCAUCCGCCGCCACGGUCCCCAAAGGCGCCAUCAGCAAAACCACCCAACACGCCUGGGCCCUCAUCCUCGCGCUAACCGACAACAUCGCCCGCGACGACGCCGCCCUCAGGCACGCCACUCCCUCCCCCUGGCAGCCGCACCUCCCCCUCAACAUCUACCUCGCCAACAAGACCUUCGCGGCGCUCGGCCUGGGCAAACUCGGCAUCGCCGCCGCGCGCAUCGCCGCGCUGGCCUUCGGCAUGCGUGUCAUCGCGUGGAGCGCGUCGCUGACGCAAGCCGACGCGGACGCCCGCGCGGCGGCGGCCGGACUGCCUGCUGGCAGCGUCGAGGUGGUCGGGAGCAAAGAAGAGCUGUGCCGCCGCGCGGACGUGCUGAGUCUGCAUUACGUGUUGUCGGAGCGGUCGCGCGGGAUAGUCGGGCGCGAGGAGCUGGGGUGGUUGAAGCGGAGUGCGUUGCUGGUUAACACGGCGAGGGCGGGGUUGGUGGAUGAGGAGGCGUUGUGGGAGUGUUUGAGGGAGGGCAGGAUUAGGGGGGCCGCGUUGGAUGUGUUUUGGGAGGAGCCGCUGCCGAGGGACAGCAGGUGGCGGACGGAGAGGUGGGGGGAGGGGGGCAGGAGUCAGGUCAUCGUCACGCCGCAUACGGGUUAUAUGUUUGAGGAGACGCUGGAUCUGUGGUGGAAGGAGACGGCGGGGAAUGUGAGGAGGUGGCUGGAUGGGGGGGAGGUGCGGAAUAGGUUGGUGUGA
Molecule: messenger RNA, 1107 nt
Organism: Lasiodiplodia theobromae
Lineage: Eukaryota; Fungi; Ascomycota; Dothideomycetes; Botryosphaeriales; Botryosphaeriaceae
Product: D-isomer-specific 2-hydroxyacid dehydrogenase family protein
Exons: 1
Coding region: 1-1107 (368 amino acids)
Molecular function (GO): oxidoreductase activity, acting on the CH-OH group of donors, NAD or NADP as acceptor; NAD binding
Source: RefSeq, a predicted model, not a curated record